Triticum dicoccoides is the source of this 852-nucleotide messenger RNA. Its product is annotated as WAS/WASL-interacting protein family member 1-like. NCBI's taxonomy places the organism in Eukaryota, Viridiplantae, Streptophyta, Magnoliopsida, Poales, Poaceae. The coding region runs from base 1 to 795 and encodes 264 amino acids. The transcript is spliced from 4 exons. The record is from RefSeq and is a predicted model, not a curated record.
AUGGAGGCCGAGAAGGCGGAAGCCUCCGCCCUGAAAAAGCUGGAGGAGACCGAGGCCGCCGUCGCGGCAAGGCGGCAGGCUAAGGAAGUCGCGCACCGGCGGUCGGCGGUGUUCGUCACCCCUCUGAACUCUGCGUCGCCGCCCUCGGAGUUCACGGGGCAGUCAGGGGAAGCCGACGGCGAGUUCCCGGUCUUGGAGAGGGGCGGCGGCGACGCCUCCAAGCUGGACGCGGUCGUGCCGCCAUCGCCGCCCCUGCCGCCGUCUAGGAGCGCGCAAGGCAAACAGCCGGGUAAAUUAGUAAUUGAGCUGCUCCGUCCGUUCCGUUCCGCACGACAAGUUCGUCCCCGUCCCCACGCACGGACGAAUCCAAUCUCAAUCCCCUCGCAUAGCCGCCGCCGCCGCCACCCUCCUCUCGCUCCUGCCGCAGGGAUCCGGCCGGCCACCAGUACUGCAGGCCCUCCACCGCGGCGCGCCGAGUCGGCGGAAGCCUCCGCUUCCCAGGCGCCCCCUAACCUGCCGCCGGCGACAGAGGAUCGAUCUCUCCACCGUACGCCGGAAACCAUACUGCCUCAGUCUGCGCAGUUCCCUCCUGUUUACUCGAGCGGUUUCCCCUCCGACGUCCAUCGCCCGUACUACCUCGCCGCCGGCGAGCUUCCCGCCGACUACAGGUAUGUGAAAAGUCAAGGUGACAAACAACUGUGGUAUAAGAAUGCUGCACAUUUGACAUCGGAUUGUGCACCUGAGCGAAAAUGGAACAUAUAUCAAUCUUGUAAUGGAUGUUCGGGAUGCUUUUGAGGGAAAUGAUUUGGUGAAAUAUUGAUUGCGAGGGUUUGGAACCAAGUGACAGCAAAA